Molecule: messenger RNA, 8817 nt
Organism: Plutella xylostella (diamondback moth)
Lineage: Eukaryota; Metazoa; Arthropoda; Insecta; Lepidoptera; Plutellidae
Gene: rdl1
Product: GABA-gated chlorine channel alpha subunit
Biological process (GO): monoatomic ion transmembrane transport
Cellular component (GO): membrane
Molecular function (GO): extracellular ligand-gated monoatomic ion channel activity; GABA-A receptor activity
Source: RefSeq, a predicted model, not a curated record
GCAAGGGUCAAAUGAGAUUAAGAACGCAUAGAGCCAAAUUAGGUAAUUUGACACCACCAAAAUAACAAAUUGCGUCUUCAGAAUCGACAUAAUUAAAAAUUUUAAUUAUCUUUUACACAUAAGGUCAAAAACAUUAUAAUAUCAUAAAUUGCAGACAAGCAAAUGCGAUAGAGAUACGUUUGCUCAUUGUUUAUAUUUGCAUCGACCCGCAGAGGGAAGGCGAAGAGAAGCGGGGGAGGGAGAGCAGCAGUGCGGUGGUGCGCAGGCUCGAAAAAUGUUGUGCUAGUAAGGAGCUGGCUGGUGUAGUAAUUAGGAGUACUCGACGCGGCGGCUGUGGCGACGGUCGAUAGCAGGAGCGACAGGCGGUGCCGGCCCGGGUCACGUCCGAACCGAUCGAUAAGGACACGGCAGCGAGAGCCGAGCGACGUCGGUGUCGUCGGUGCUGCGUCGCAGCCAGUACGCCGCGUGACGUGGGCGGCGAGCGAGGAGGCGCGCCAGCCCGCUCCCAUGCGACCCCCGCUCGCGCCAUGAGCGGCGUCGGCCCGGGCAGCGCGCCGCUGCUGCUGCUGCUCACCGCCGCCUUCCUGCCGCACGGCAAUCAUGUCGCGGGUGCAGGUGGGGGUGGCAUGUUUGGAGACGUCAAUAUAUCAGCAAUACUGGAUUCAUUUAGUAUAAGUUAUGACAAAAGAGUAAGGCCGAACUAUGGAGGUCCGCCGGUGGAGGUGGGCGUCACCAUGUAUGUGCUCUCUAUCAGCUCCGUCUCCGAAGUGCUCAUGGAUUUCACAUUGGAUUUUUACUUCAGGCAGUUUUGGACAGAUCCCCGGUUAGCGUAUAAAAAAAGGCCAGGCGUAGAGACGUUAUCAGUUGGAUCUGAAUUCAUUAAAAACAUAUGGGUGCCUGAUACUUUUUUUGUAAACGAAAAGCAAUCAUAUUUUCACAUAGCUACUACGAGCAACGAAUUCAUUCGCAUCCAUUAUUCAGGGUCUAUUACCAGAAGUAUCAGAUUAACUAUCACAGCUUCAUGUCCUAUGAACCUGCAGUAUUUUCCUAUGGAUCGACAACUGUGCCAUAUAGAGAUAGAGAGUUUCGGGUACACAAUGCGCGAUAUUCGGUACCAUUGGCGCGACGGCCUCGCUAGCGUCGGGAUGAGCAACGAGGUGCAGCUGCCGCAGUUCCGUGUGCUCGGGCAUCGACAGCGAGCAACUGUUGUUACGUUAACGACAGGAAAUUACUCAAGACUGGCUUGUGAAAUACAGUUCGUACGUUCAAUGGGAUACUAUCUUAUUCAAAUUUAUAUUCCUUCGGGGCUUAUUGUUAUUAUAUCCUGGGUAUCGUUCUGGUUGAACCGGAACGCCACGCCUGCCCGAGUUGCCUUGGGCGUGACGACAGUGUUGACGAUGACCACGCUAAUGUCGUCCACCAACGCUGCUCUACCAAAAAUAUCCUACGUCAAGUCUAUAGACGUAUAUCUGGGUACCUGCUUCGUCAUGGUGUUUGCCAGCUUAUUAGAAUACGCUACUGUGGGAUAUAUGGCAAAAAGAAUACAGAUGAGAAAGCAAAGAUUUGUGGCCAUGCAGAAAAUUGCAUCAGAACAAAAGAAGUUGCCUCCAGACUGCCCGCCACUCGGUGAUCCUCAUACGCUUUCCAAGAUGGGAACGUUAGGAAGAUGUCCACCGGGUAGACCUUCGGAAGUAAGAUUUAAAGUGCAUGACCCAAAGGCACAUUCAAAGGGUGGAACACUAGAAAACACUAUAAAUGGCGGAAGAGGUGGAGGAGACGAGGAUAAUGUGAUUCCUCCGCAUAUCUUACACCCGGGAAAGGACAUAAGCAAGUUGCUCGGCAUGACGCCGUCGGACAUCGACAAGUACUCCCGCAUCGUGUUCCCCGUGUGCUUCGUCUGCUUCAACCUCAUGUACUGGAUCAUUUAUCUCCACGUUUCCGACGUCGUGGCUGACGAUCUGGUGCUUCUGGAGGAGGAUAAAUAGAGGGCUAUUUAUAAAAUCCACUUAUUUUUCCACAAAGUUAACCAUGGCAUUCAAUCCCGAUAAUAGUCGUACAAAAGCUAGAUAUUGCAUAGUAAGCGCCAAUCGCCUUUUUAGCAUGUAAUGAUAUGAUGAAUAUAAGGUACAAUAGUGAAAAUCCAGAUAGUAUUCGAUAGAUGAAACCCUUACAAGUUAAUAGUGUAUGGUUGAAUGACCCCGAAUGGUCCGGAUUAUGAGAAUAAGGUGUGAAUGAAGGCAUGCGGAACUAGCGUGUUUGAUUUACAUUUACGUAGUUUGAUACUAAAUGACUGAAAUGAUGUAUAGUUGGAAAAGACUGUAUUUAAAACACUCUUAUUGGACUAGACUACUAAAACGAUUAUUCUCUUCCUCUAAAUCCGGUGGCUAAUGAGUCUAUCACAGCUUCUUUAUAUAAUGUCUAAAUAGAGUACUUACUUAAUUCUAGAAAAAGUGCCGGAUAAGAAUAAAAUUAGGAUAUUUACGACCGAUAGAUUACUCAGAGUACCUUUCCUAAGGUAAUGUAAUUAGAUAAUAUACAAUGUCGUUAAGAUUACUGAAGAUAAUGGGACAUGAUUGGCAUGGAGCUUGAAGGAAUACGGUGGUACAUUUCCCCUGAGAACGAAUGUUGAUACUUAAGCGACUUGUGGAAGUUUAAAUGAGAAUGGAGAAGAACAAUAGUUUCUUAUUAAUACUAUAUAUUUCAUUCCACGAAUUUUCAAAUAAAAUGCACAUUUGUCUUUACUCCUUAUAAAACACCUACUACAUUAUAAUAAAUAAUUGAUUAAGUAAUUUGAAUGCCAUGUCGGUAUCUCAUGUCAUAUUUAUUUCAAUAUAUUUCAUAUUUUAUUCUUUGAGUGGUAAAAUAAGUGGUAAUUACGUGGAAUCGAUCUAAUGCUCAAAAAUUUUUGCUUAUUAUAUACUCAAUUAUGUAGUGAUGACAUUAGAUUUUCCAAUGUGUUAUUAUGUAGAUAAGGUAGUUAUUAUUAUUCGCGGUUUCUUUUUUGGGUUGUAGAUGCUACUCAUUUGUUACAUAAAUUUUAUUAUACUUACCUAUAUAGGUAUUAUUUUGUAAAGCUUUGUAUUUAUGUACCAAAUUAUAAGCAAUUAUUUUGCUUUCAUAUCAAUGCAUGCUUUAACAAUUAUAGCACCUAUAUCCCAAUUUAUGAAUAUGAGAUAAUUUUAAUAAUAAUACAUGUUAAAUGUUUCAUAUUCUAAACAAUAUUGGAAUAUAUUUGCUAUAUUGGUCAAGGCAGACUGAUUAUUAAUCUUUAAUCUUUAAAUAUACUUACUCUUUUAUUUGUAGCCUCCUAGUAGAUAGAGUUUAUUAACUGGUUAUGCAUGAUAGUGAUAUUAGUAUCAUAUUGUUUUGAAAAUUUAAGGUCUACUUUCAAACAAAUUUCACUAAUAUGGACGAAUGAAUUGUAUUUUUAAUAAUAAUGUCGUGGUCGUCUAAUUACCUAUUCAACGAUUUAUAGGUUUUGCGGACGAUCACAAGAGUAUCGAACGAUGUAAACAAAAGGAACAUACAUUUAUUUAUACAAAGUUUUUUCAGAAGUGCGUUAGAUAAUAAAGACAAAAAGAGAUGACUCAGCUCGUCAUUCAUAACCACUCUUUGUACUACGGGUGUACUGGAAAUCGACUGUACCAUAUCAUUGAAAUUUUCUGAAACAGACCUUAAUAUUCUGCCUUAAAACUGAUUUUAUCGCACUUUGUUAUUCAAAUAAAUUAAAAAUGGCUAUACCCAUAAUUACAAUUAUUAAAUAGACAUUUCAGUUCAUAUUUAGUUAAUUGGGUAUUGAUCUUUAUCUAAAUGUUAUUUACAAAGUAUGAUAAAAUCAUUACUUGGCCAUUGCUCAGCAUGUGUGUACAUACUUUUUGUAGUAUUUAUAUACCAAUUAGUACGAUACGUUUCACUAUGAUAUUAACUUAUUGUCAUCAGUGAUUACAAAUUUAUGUAUUAAGUGCAACCUUACGUAAAACAUGAUCCCAACAGUUUCUGUAUUCCAAUCAUACAUGUCAUACGUUACCUUGUUACGGUCUAAGAUGAAUUAAAUAUUUAAUGUAACAGCUGUAAAAAAAUACUUACUCACCAGGAAAAUUAUUAAAGGCAAAAAUCCCCACAUACCUAAGCUACACCUUAGUUAAUGUAAUCAUAAUAAUUAUAAAUAUGCUCAAGUAUAAUAUAAUAUAAAUUAUUUUUAAAAAACUUUCCAUCGCCAUUUAAUAUGGCCAGUGAUAAAUUGUAAACUUUAGAAGGUGAAGAUAAUUUAAAUAUAAAUAGGAAUCUCAUGCACAUAAUCAGUAUCGUACAGGGAAUUUUGUAAUUUGAAACUCAAUACACACACUCACAACGCCACCAAAAUUUCAGUCUUUUAAGAAUGAAAUAUGUGAUUUUCCCUUCCUAUUACAAUAUCACUACGCAGGUAUAGUGUUUAUUAUGCUCAGUUAAUUUAAACUAUGUAAGCUAAAUAUUUUAUUGGCCAUUUCAUUUUGAGUCACCUUACCUCUGUCAGUUUUAAGACCUAUUUGACCGUUUGUACUUUGAUUUCACACAAACCUUACACGAGAAUUUCAGGUUUAUUUAUUGAUCAUCUAAGAAACUCAUACUCGUAUCUAUAUCUAUACUUAGCCAAUAACUAGCACGUUCGAACGUAGACUCUGCUAUGCUUAUCGUAUAAAAAGUAUUGUAUUACCAAUACCACGAUUCCUUCUAUUGUCGCAAUACGGUUAUAUUUAUUUAUGUUCUUAAUUUGCCACAAUCAUUAACGACAAUAGAAAUAAUAAUGGUCUUGUUACUUUGAUUUGGCUGGUUUUAGUGAGAUGUCUUUUUAGUUGCACAUUGCAUUUUAUAUCCAUGUCAUUUAACGCUACUUGAGCAUUGGAUUACUUUUGUUAGUGUAGGAAGCUUAGAUCAAUUGAAUUGCAUAAGCAAAAACAUAUUUAGCUUAUGUAAUAGAAAUGAACUAGAUUUGUUUCACUAACAAAAGUAUGUAACAUAUACAAAUUUAACACCCUCGUUGAUCUGAAAAGCAGGGUAGCCUGUCUUCAGCCAAGAUAUGAAAUAGAAACUACGGAGAUUCAAAUCAUGUUGUUGAUAUUUAAAUUAUAUAGAUCUAGAACGCAAAUUAGUGUCACAGCCUUAGAUUAACUGCCAUUAAUAUAGUUUCAUGUAAUUAUUCAAAUUAAUAUAAGAAAUCUAAAUAUUAUGUUGAUUGAUAUAACAUACGAGUAAAAAAUAUUUUAAUAAAAUGAGCCUUUGGUGCAAUAAUAGUUUUUAUACUAAUUUCUUUAAAAUUAGCGGAAGCUACGUUAUUGGCCAGCUAUUUUGUACAAUUAUAACUGAGGCUAAACUAAGAACUGACGAUUGUAUCUAGAAACUGUUAGAUGUUUCAAAAUCACACUUACCUUAUGAAACGAGGUACUUAUAUAUUUUAGGAUAAUGUCUCUGGAUCCAUACAAAACUUAAUAAACGACAUAAUAUACACAGUUAAGCCUCAUUAUUCACAUUUUAAGCAAUAUUUUACAGUAAGUAUGCAACGCAAUGAACGAUUAAAUAGUUAUUAUAGUAGAAGAUUUCGGUAUGAAAUAAUAAAAUAUUUUGAGGUUGUUUUAUGGUUAUUUUGAAAUUUAUAUAUUUAAGAAAUAUCGAUCUUAUAAUGUCCUAUCACGAUGCACAGCAAUACUGACACUCUGUAAAUUGUGUAACUUAUAUAAUCACCACUUUAAUUGUAGCGAUACUACAAAACUAGAUUAGAAUAUACUAUUAAGAAUAUUAUAACAUCUAGUACUUAAUUAAUUGUAGCAUGAUUGAGUACGUAGGACUACCAGGUAGCCACGGCUUCGUCUCUAUGAAACGAAAUUCUAAAAUACUGUAUUAGUAUAAUAGCAAAUAAGAUGGAUUGAUGGUAAUGAUAGAUAAGUUUCAUUUCUCAUAUAAAUAAUUAUUAAAAUACUAUUUCUGUUACCCUUUUGUUCAGGUACAAUGGUUCAAGUUGACACAAACAAAAGUCAUUAUAGUUAAUGUAGAACAUAAACAAGCUGCCUUAAUUUAACGCCGAAUAUACCAUAGGUUACAUCAAGUACAAUCCGCGAACACCAUUAUUCGAGGUUAACUGUAGAUAUUUAUACAUUAUACGCUUAAAUUCAUAAAUAUUGAGAUGAACAGUAAUACAUUAUUAUUCGUGUUAUUGCACAAUUUGAAAUAGGGCUAUUUGUGGAAUGGAAAUAAGUCUAAAUUUUCGGAAACUACCUACGACUUAGAUAGCUUUUAUUCAGACAUGGUAAAAUAUACAGUUUAUGCGUGUUGCAAAAGUGGUAAACUAAGCCCAAAGGAGUUGUCUCAGUGGAUCGUUAAUGACAAAGGCAUUAUAAUUAUGACAGUACGAGUAUAUAAAUUUUGCAACAUUCAGUAUAUGGAGUUAUAACUAUAUAAUACGUACUUACGAUAUAAUACGUCAGUGUUCAUAAAUAGAAACAAAAUACAAACAUAUUAAUGUUAAUAAAGUAGGUACAUUAAUCACAAAUAAGAACUUGUGUGAGAAAAAAAAAGUUAGGAGUUAAUGUUUAUAGUUUUUGCAAUAAUCUGCUAAAAAUAAAUCAGUACAAAAAUAUUAUAGAAUUUUUAUGAUACAUCAAGAAAAAUACUCAACAUUGAACCUGUAUUGUGAGGUGAUAGAUGUCAGAUUAGGUAUUAAGUGGAGGUUAUUUAUUUAUAAAAUAUAAUAUUUAUAGUUAUUUAGUGUUGGAGAUUGUUCUAAUAGUUAAAUGUUUAAUUGUAUUUUAACGAUAUAUACAUAUUUUGCAAUAAAAUUUCCUACACAAUAACACCAAUUUCAAAUAUUAUUAAGACGCUUAGAUGAUACUUAAUUUAAGUUGAAUAUUAUAAAAUUUUAUCAAGUUAUGAAUGCCGUCACAUAAAAAAUAUUGUAGUUAGAAAUGGUAAUUUAUAUCUUUAUAAUUCAACAGUAUGUUUGCUAUACCCAGCUCCUUUUUACACCUGUGUUCACUUCACUUCAAUAAUCAAUAAUAAACUCAACAUAACUCAAAUAUGACUAGCUCAUGUAGUAGUUUUAAUUUAUAAAACAAGUCCAUCAAACUAAACUUUUCAAUAAAUACCUACCUUUGUUUCCAAAUACCUACUCUUUAUGAAAUUUGCUCGCUAGGCUAUUUUGUUAUAGUAUAUUAAGAUAGGUAUUAUAUAUAGCUUGUGCACUGGAGCGGAGCGGCAAGUGUCUGAAAAAUCCAUAAAUUUCUCAAAAUCAUUGUUUUUAUAAUUUUAUUGGCGUAUUAAUGCGUCCCUGUCGGUAUCUUCACACUCUCCGCUACAGUGGACUGGCAGCCAUACUCUCUUAGAAGCAUAACAACCCACUGUUGGUGUCAACGUAAACCUUUGUAACCUGCUCUCAUUUAAGUUUAAAAAUUUUAGAGUUAUAUACCUAACACUAUUAACAUUACUCAUUGUAUUGCACAUCUGAUAAUAAUUGAUUAAUAUUUUCCAAUUCCAAAUCAUAUACGAUAUCGAGCACAUUAUUUACUUUGUAAGAACACAAAAAGUUCCUAUCGGAUUUUCAUAGUUUUUUUAUAUAAGUACCUACUUACUUACAUACCAAAUUCAAUGUAAUUGUUCAUAAUAAUUGUUUAUUUUAUGUUAAAAUAAGGUAGAUCAUUAUAGAUAUUUGGAAAUUAUAUUUUAAGUUUGAUGUGGUAAGGUGCAUGUGCAUUGAUUUAGUAUGAAGAAUACAUAAAAUUCUAAAGUAUAAAUUGAAACCCUUCCUUCAUAUUAUGUUUACUUUUGAAAGUCUACAAGACAUCACCGUUAAAUACAAAUACUUACAUACAUACCUAAUAGGUAUAAUUUUAAGACGUAACGUUAAAGUCCAAUGAUCGAGAUGUCACACUAACUAUGGUAGGCUUUAAGGUGAAACGUAAGCUCAACUAGCGCCCAAUUAAAAAAAAAAAACAUAACUUCCGUUGGAAAGCGAUUUCCCAUAAACAGACACUUUUCACUCCCUCUUCAUGCUAAUUCUAAUUUUAGAAGAUAAAAUGUAGAAGUUAAAUUAAUAAACGCUAAAAACGGCUGUUUCUGGCGGAAACGACCUCAACUUCCACAAUCUACCGAAGUGGCAUUGAGAAUAAUGAAUUUAUGAAUGAUGAAUUUAUACAUGAACCGCGUAAUUUAACAUUACUUUUACAUGAGCUAUUAUUGUUUGACUUAACGUUCCGUCUUAAAAUAAAAGUGAAAAAGUAUUAAUUCAAAAUUUAAGAUGAUUGUUAAUUUUUUCGUACUUACUAAUAAAAUAAAUACUUAUAGCCAAAAAAAUCGUUGUGAAAAUGUGUGCAGUCUAUGUAAAAUUUUAAGAAAUUAUUUAACAAUACUGCAAGGCAGGUUAAUACCGAUAAGACUUGAAAGUAAAUCGUAUCUUUUGUGUAAAACCAAAUUUCUUUAAAAAAUAAUUACCUAAUUGAUUGUAUCUCUAAAUAAGCAAUAAUAUUAUGACUAAAACACGAAUUCACUUAUUAUUAUUAAAUCAUAAGUUCCCCUUAAAUUUUUCAUACAUUUUAAUGAAAAAUCAAACACUUCACUUUAUUCUUACAACACCCAGCCUAGUUUAUCUAAUAUAAAAACAAUUAAAUCGAAAGAAGAGAUACAGAUGAAAAACUAUCCGGUGGUACAGUUGAAUUGACUAAAUAAUUUCUGCUACUUACUAUGUUUAGCAUUAAAAACAACUAUCAUCCUCAUUUAUGUACCAUGAAAGGAUAUGAUAAUAUAUGAUAUAAUGUAUGUAUCAAAAUUAAAUAAAACCAUUUUUAAGUAAAA